Lodderomyces jiufengensis is the source of this 1005-nucleotide messenger RNA. Its product is annotated as spermine synthase. Gene Ontology annotation, biological process: spermidine biosynthetic process. The record is from RefSeq and is a predicted model, not a curated record. The transcript has a single exon. Gene Ontology annotation, molecular function: spermidine synthase activity. Lineage: Eukaryota; Fungi; Ascomycota; Pichiomycetes; Serinales; Debaryomycetaceae. Bases 1 to 1005 code for a protein of 334 amino acids. Gene Ontology annotation, cellular component: cytosol.
AUGUCAGCUACUUCCACAUCAACUAAAACCACUACAUCCUUUGAAAAUGAUCCAAUAUCUUUAAAGGCUCAGUCAAUAGAUCUAUCAGCUUUUAAGCAUGAUACCAUAACUUAUCAUCCAAAAGAUAAAUCAUAUUGGUUUUACGAAAAAUCUAAAGAAUCAUUUCCUGGUCAAGCAUUUGGUUUAGAAAUAUCAGAGGUUUUAUAUCAUACUAAAACAGAAUAUCAAGAUAUUUUAAUUUUUAAAUCCAAAUUUUUUGGUAAUGUUUUGAUACUUAAUGGUAUUAUUCAAUGUACAGAAAAAGAUGAAUUUGCUUAUCAAGAAUUAAUUACUCAUGUACCAAUAAUGUCACAUCCAAAUCCUAAAAAAGUUUUAGUAAUAGGUGGAGGGGAUUGUGGAGUCAUUAGAGAAUUAAUUAAACAUGUUGAAGAUGGAACAGUUGAAUCAAUAACAAUGGUUGAAAUUGAUGAUAUGGUUAUAAAAUUACUGACAAAAUAUUUACCAGAAAUGGCAAAGUAUCAUAAUCAUCCCAAUUUGAAAUUAAUAAUUGAUGACGGAUUCAAAUUCUUGAGAGAAACCAAAGAAAAAUUCGAUAUUAUUAUAACAGAUUCAUCAGAUCCAGAAGGUCCAGCAGAAGAAUUUUUUCAAAUUAAUUAUUUCAAAUUAUUGAAAAAUUCAUUAAAUUCUGGAGGUAUAGUAAUAAUGCAAUCAUCUGAAAAUAUUUGGCUUAAUUUGAAGUAUUUGAAAAAUUUAAUUAAAAAAUCUAAAAUGGUAUUCAAAAAUGUCAACUAUUGUCAAUGUUAUAUGCCAAGUUAUACUUCUGGUCAAUUAGGUUUAUUGAUUGCAACAAUGGAUGAAACAUUGAAUUUGACGAAGCCUUUGAAAACGUUUAGUAGGGAAAAAGAAAGUAGAUUGUUUAGAUAUUACAAUCAAUUUAUUCAUUCGAGUUCUUUUAUCUUACCUACUUGGGCUCAAAAUUAUUUAGAUAGUUGUGAUGAAAGUUAA